CUUGUGACCAUCUUCCUUCGAAAGCUAGAAAUUAAUAAAGGGAUUCUUUUCUUAACUUCGACUCGGGGUGUCCAGUUUGAUGAUGCAAUUUUCAGCCGGAUUCAAUUGACCAUAAGGUAUGAGAAUUUAACGAGGGAGUUUCGCAGAGCUGUCUGGUCAACUUUUCCGUCCACGACAUGUACGAUACAAGGACCUGCCGUUGUUCAGGAGCAGAGCCGA
This is a messenger RNA of Aspergillus vadensis CBS 113365, 219 nucleotides long. RefSeq lists its product as uncharacterized. The transcript has a single exon. The record is from RefSeq and is a predicted model, not a curated record. Lineage: Eukaryota; Fungi; Ascomycota; Eurotiomycetes; Eurotiales; Aspergillaceae. The annotation marks the transcript as partial.